AUGCAUUGCCUGUCUUCUGUUCAGUACCAAGUUCUGCUCAAUGGAGGCCUUACCAAGGCUUUUGUUCCAAAGAGGGGUCUCAAGCAGGGGGAUCCGUUGUCCCCAUAUCUUUUCAUCCUUGGAGCGGAGGUUCUAUCUCGGCUUUUUUCUAGAGCAGAGUCUGAAGGGAACCUAAAGGGUUAUUCGUUGAGCAGAGGGGGAACCCCGAUAUCGCAUUUGAUGUACGCUGAUGAUCUCCUCAUCUUUCUUGAGGCAGAAAAAGGUAAUGUCGCUGGGGCCUUGAAAUCUCUAGAUACUUACUGUUCUUGGUCUGGCCAGAUGAUGAACAUGCAGAAAUCAAAGAUUUUUUUCUCUAAGAAUUGUUCGGGAGUUUGUCGUGAGGAGAUACAAAGCCUGUUGGGCCUGGAGGAGAUGGGGAGAGAAGAGAAAUUCCUCGGAAACCCGCUUUUUCUUAAGGGCAAUCGAAGCAGCGACUUUGAGUUUAUCCUCGAUAAGAUCUCGGCUAGACUUGAAGGUUGGAGGGCUCGUCUUUUAUCUCAGGCUGCGAGGGGCAUGUCGGUGUUUGUUCUUCCUCGAAAGAUAAUCAAUCAAAUCGAUGCAGUCUUGAGACGUUUUUGGUGGACGGGUCAGAGUAAGGAGGGCCGAUUCCUGGCUUUAAAAGCGUGGGAUACGUUAUGCAAGCCUAAGCAAUGUGGGGACUUAGGUUUUUCGGCGGGCUCGAGAUGUCAAUUUCAGUUUGAUCGCCAAGUUAGGGUGGAUGUUGGAGACGGAUUCCAAGGCUCUUUGGACUCAUGUUCUCGGCUCCAAGAAUUCAUUAGGGAGAACUGUGUUUGGGUGGUGGGCAAACAGUCGAAAGUGAAAAUUUGGCACCAUAAUUGGUCUUGUGGAGAUAACCUUGUCGUGGAUUCGGGGGCUAUAAACCCCCUGGUUGGAAAUAGCAUUGGGUUUCAAGACUUAGUUGUCUCGGAUGAAGACGUUUGGCAUCAUGAGAAAGUGAUCUCGACUUUUAAUCCGGUUACCACCUCCAACAUUUUAAAGGUGAAUAGAGAGUCGCUUUUGGAUCAUGAUUCGGCCUGUUGGAAGCCUUCCCCGAAUGGAAAUUUCUCCAUAAAGGCGGCCUAUUGGUCCCUUAAUAGUGCUAGAUUCGAACAGAAGGAUAAUAUCUUUGGAAAUCCUCCUGGUGUUUGUAUGUUUUGUGGUCAUGAUGAAGGGGAUACGGUUAAACACUUUAUCUCUUUUUGCCCUGUUACAAGAUCUCUAUGGUUCGCCUCUCGCUGGUGUAUUCGUUUGGAGGCCCUCCAGAGUUCGAAUGGUAGGGAGGUGGUGAGUUGGCUAUUCAAUCCGCCUUUCCUUAAUGCUAUGCCCCAGGCCGAGGCUCGUGAAUUCACUGUCUAUGGUGCUUUGUUGUAUUAUAAACUGUGGAAUCUUCGCAAUGAAAUGUUCCAUCGUGGAGUCCCUUUGCAGUUGGAUAAGUUAAUUCGCCAGAUUGGGGAGUCGUUUGUGGAGAGUAUCAGCCUGGUUGAUGGGUUGGCUGAACCAGUGGGGGGGUUUAGUGUUUCGGGUGCGGUCCAUUGGGGCUCCCCAAGAUGUGAGAAGGUGAAGGGAUUCGUGGAUUGCGCUUUGGGUAAGGAUGUUGGUUCUGUGGCUGUUGUUUUCUACGACAAUUUAGGGAAUCUUGUCGGCUUUGGAGCGAAAAAAGUUCACGUUAAUUCGGCUUUCCAGGGGGAAUUGGAAGCUUUGGCUUUCGGGACAGACCUUGCAAAGGAUUUGCAUUUAGGAGGUGUGGAUUUCUCCUCGGAUUGCCAACUGCUGGUGAAAGCCUUGAUCGCGGGUUCGUCUCCUUUCUGGUUUCUUACACUUUCCUUUACCGAGCUUUACAAUGCUCUUGUUGCAUCUGAUAGCCAUGUAGUUUGGAUCUCUCGUGUUUUAAAUAAUGCUGCUCACUCCCUUGCGAGGUGGGGUCUGUCCCAUCCUUGCAACGGUUUGCUGAGAUUUUGGGAGGUGAGUCCCCAUGUGCUCACCAAUCUUUUCUUUUCUGCUUAA
Molecule: messenger RNA, 2043 nt
Organism: Cannabis sativa
Lineage: Eukaryota; Viridiplantae; Streptophyta; Magnoliopsida; Rosales; Cannabaceae
Exons: 4
Coding region: 1-2043 (680 amino acids)
Molecular function (GO): RNA-DNA hybrid ribonuclease activity; nucleic acid binding
Source: RefSeq, a predicted model, not a curated record